Ostrinia furnacalis (Asian corn borer) is the source of this 376-nucleotide messenger RNA. RefSeq names its product glutathione S-transferase 1-like. The record is from RefSeq and is a predicted model, not a curated record. NCBI's taxonomy places the organism in Eukaryota, Metazoa, Arthropoda, Insecta, Lepidoptera, Crambidae. Gene Ontology annotation, molecular function: glutathione transferase activity. Gene Ontology annotation, biological process: glutathione metabolic process. The transcript is spliced from 3 exons. The annotation marks the transcript as partial.
UUAUUUUUCAGUCACGCAAUCUGCGGGUAUUUGGUCAACAAAUAUGGGAAAGAUGACAGGCUCUACCCUACAGAGCCUAGAAAAAGGGCACUCAUAGACCAACGCCUACAUUUUGACAGCAGUGUAUUGUUUGUAGCAUUGAAGACCACCGUUCCCUUCCAGGGGUUUUACUGGACCGACAGAUUUGCCGGACGAGCCAGCGUAGUGGGAACCGUGCCAGUGGUAGGAUACCCGAAGCUAACAGCCUGGUUGAAGCGGUGCUCGGAACAAGAGUUCUACCAAAAGGGAAACGCGAAGAACAUCGUUCUGUUUCGAGAGAUGAUUAGGAACAAGCUGGGUGCUAAUUAGCGAAUAUUAUUGUAAAACAUGAAUAUUG